UCUGACCACAUGGCAGUUUCGGAAAUGAAACCAACAACGAAACUGAAGCCCCUAAAAGCACCUGUCUUUUACAAGAGAGAUAAAGAUUUACAAGGACGUCUUCCAGGCUAUUUACAGCACAGAGAAUGGAAGCUGAGCCCUGCACAACUAGAAGCCUUCCGUAAUGCUUACAACUUCUUCACCAAGGAUAAAAGUGGCUGCAUUGAUUCACACGGAUUGAUGUGCACCUUAGCUAAACUGGGGAUGAAUCUAAGCAUGUAUGAUAUCUAUAAUGAAUUGAAAUGUGCUGAUCUUGACAGGGAUGGUAAGAUCAACUUCUCAGAUUUUAUAAAGGUGCUGACAGAUAAAAAACUCUUCAUCAAGGCUGUGGUUCCAGAAAAGAAAACGUGUUUAGAUCUCGCUAAUAACCCAGGGAUCUUACUGUUUGAAAUCCUGUCCAAGCUUGUGGAGACCUCAGUGCUGCACAGGAAGGAUAUAAUAGAGUUGGUGAGCUAUUUCCGAAAAAAGUUCCAGGAAAGCAGCUCAGAAAUAAUGUGGACUCCAUAUGGGAAAAGGGGCUUUAAGUCAGACUUAUGCACUCCUCCACGCUCAAGCACCGCUGCCUUCGCCAAUUCUGCCAGGGUCUCAAUAAUGAAAGAAAGGGAUUUGUACAAGUUUCUCGAAGAGCUCAAGCGGUGUGAUCACCCUUCAGAUAGCCCGUACUCAAAAAUACCUGUCUUUCCACUGUUCCCUGAUGUGGACGGGGUGGUGAUGGGCAAGCCAUUUAAAGACAUGCAAAAGUUAGAAACGCUAAGGAAAAAGGAGCCUCUGUCUUUCUUUGAGGACUAUUUUUUCAAUAAAAGAGACUGGAAAACACAGGCCGCAAAUGUGAAACCUAUUAAGUCUGCCUCGAGCUAUUCAGAUGACAUCUUAGCCAUUGACCACCUCUUCAAGAAAAAGCAGCACUGGACAGUGUCUGAUGCGGCUGCUAUCAAACAGCAUGUAAAGAGAGCCACAGACACCUAUAACUUAGGAAUUGCCCUUGAGCACCGGAAAGAAAUGCUAAAUCUCUGGAAGAAGAUCCGAGGGGAUUUAGUUGGAGUCGACACCAACAAUGAGUCCUUUUACAACACCUUUUCCACCUACACGUGGUCCUGGAAUGUCUGCCAGGAGCUGCUUUCCGCAAAGGACUUGCGGUUGCAUGAUUCCUUCGUGAACAGAAACGCCUCCAGCGUCUCUGGAUUCUCUUCCCCAUCAGACUACAGUGAGUAUGACCUGGAUACAGGAAGAAAAAGGAAACGAAAAAGUUCCAGAGGGUUUCGGCCAUGAAAUGUCUACGUUUUCUAAACAACUCU
Molecule: messenger RNA, 1334 nt
Organism: Psammomys obesus (fat sand rat)
Lineage: Eukaryota; Metazoa; Chordata; Mammalia; Rodentia; Muridae
Gene: Efcab3
Product: EF-hand calcium binding domain 3
Exons: 9
Coding region: 10-1308 (432 amino acids)
Molecular function (GO): calcium ion binding
Source: RefSeq, a predicted model, not a curated record